Messenger RNA from Osmerus eperlanus (European smelt), 3803 nucleotides. RefSeq names its product LIM domain kinase 2 (gene limk2). The coding region runs from base 393 to 2372 and encodes 659 amino acids. NCBI's taxonomy places the organism in Eukaryota, Metazoa, Chordata, Actinopteri, Osmeriformes, Osmeridae. Gene Ontology annotation, biological process: actin cytoskeleton organization; protein phosphorylation. Gene Ontology annotation, cellular component: cytoplasm; nucleus. The transcript is spliced from 16 exons. The record is from RefSeq and is a predicted model, not a curated record. Gene Ontology annotation, molecular function: protein serine/threonine kinase activity; protein binding; ATP binding.
CACGUGUAUCCGCCCCUUGUUUUUGCUUCAUAUGUAGUCUCUCAUUUCAGUCAGCAGAUGGUGCUGCGGUUUCGGUGAAUUUUGGUGUCUCUUCAAUGCUUUUCUCCUGUUCCAGGUGUUGCUGUAUGUUCCCUUCCGGUCUCCGUACAGGAAUUUCUAGAGCAUGACGUCAGUUAUUCAACCAACAAGAAGCUCAAUUCUAAAAAGUUGAGAUUUUUCCUUCUCAUGAAACUAGCUCAUUUUACUUGGUCCAGAAGUGGAAUUUCUUAACUUUGGAUGGAGGCGGAGUGGAAUGAAAUACUCUGAAUAUAACUCGUCAUUCUGCAUCAGCAUGCGAACUUAGUAAAAGAAAAAAAAACAUCGACGACGUAGCCUACUCUGCAAUUAUCUUCAUGGAGGAACUGGAGGGUUCUGAAGAACGCCACUGUGUUGGAUGUGGAGGAAAAAUUCUAGAUUCGUUUCAUGUUACAGUUUUCCAAGAUACUUGGCACAACUCCUGCUUUCAGUGCUCUGAGUGCUGCGAUCACCUGACCACCUGGUACUACGAGAGAGAUGCCAAGCUGUUCUGUCGUAAACACUACUGGGAGAAGUUUGGAGGACUGUGCCAGGGCUGCUCUCUGCUCAUGACCGGGCCCGCCAUGGUAGCCGGGGAGUACAAGUACCACCCAGAGUGCUUUGUGUGUCUGAGCUGCAAGGUGGUGAUCGAGGACAGGGACACGUACGCUCUGGUGGAACGCUCCAAACUCUACUGUGGGAAGUGCUACAAGCAGGUGGUGCUAACACCCAUGUUGGAGAAGCGCUCUCCGGACUCCGGCCCAGAGUCCCUGCCCCACACCGUCACUCUGCUGUCCAUGCCCUCGGCCACUAACGGCCAGCGGGGGUUCUCUGUGUCCCUGGUGGGGGACGUGGGCGCUGGGACGGCCAGUCUGCAGGUCAAAGAGGUCCGAGGGAUGCACAUCAGCCCAGAGGUUCGCAACGCCAUCCACGUUGGCGACAGGAUCCUGGAGAUCAAUGGACUUCCUGUCGGAAACUUGAUGGAGGAUGAGGUGGAUGACCUCAUCCAUCGGACCAGUCAGACGCUGCAGCUGUUGAUCGAGUACGACCCCGUCCGGCAGCGAUUGGACCAGCUCAGGCUAGGCUCCUCCCACAACCGUCUGGGCGUGCCCGCCACCUCACGCAUGCGCCUGUCUUCUCCGCCGGACGGCGUCCUGGAGCGGGCGGACGAGGUGGACGACAGCUCUCUGAAGAGACGCUCUCUGAGACGCAGCAACAGCAUCUGUAAGUCCCCGGGCCCCACCUCCCCCAGGGCACACCCCUUCCUGUCGCGGGACAUCGGGCGCUCCGAGUCGCUGCGGUCCUCCAGCAGCUGCUCCCAUAGGAUCUUCCGCCCCUGUGACCUCAUCCACGGAGAGGUGCUGGGGAAGGGCUUCUUCGGCCAGGCCAUCAAGGUGACCCACAAGGCCACAGGAGAGGUGAUGGUGAUGAAGGAGCUGAUUCGCUGCGACGAGGAGACUCAGAAGACCUUUCUGAAGGAGGUCAAAGUCAUGAGGUGCCUCGACCAUCCCCACGUUUUGAAGUUCAUCGGCGUCCUCUAUAAGGACAAGAGGCUGAAUCUAAUAACUGAAUUCAUCGAAGGAGGCACACUGAAGGAUUUUAUUAGAGACAUGGACCAGUUUCCAUGGGAACAGAGGGUGAGCUUUGCAAAGAGCAUCGCUUCUGGAAUGACGUAUCUUCAUUCAAUGAGCAUCAUCCACAGAGAUCUCAACUCCCACAACUGCCUGAUUAAACUGGACAACACGGUGGUGGUGGCGGACUUCGGGCUGUCGCGGCUCGUCGUGGAGGAGAAGGUGAAGCACCCGCCUCCGGAGAAAAGCACCAAUAAGAAGAGGGUGUUCAGGCGCAUUGACCGCAAGAAGCGCUACACGGUGGUGGGGAACCCCUACUGGAUGGCCCCUGAGAUGCUGAACGGUGAGAGAUACGAUGAGAAAGUGGACAUCUUCUCCUUCGGGAUCGUGCUCUGCGAGAUCAUCGGGCAGGUUAAUGCAGACCCAGAGUGCCUUCCCAGAACCCUGGACUUCGGCCUGAACGUGGAGAAGUUCAUGGAGAAGUUUCUGCCUGACGACUGCCCGCCUGCUUUCUUCCCAUUGGCUGUGGCUUGUUGUGAUCUGAUUCCAGAAAACCGGCCUGCCUUCCAGAAGCUGGAGGACUGUUUCGUGGCUCUGGCCCUCAGCCAAGAGAUGGGCAUCCCUCUGCCGGCGGAACUGGACGAGCUGCAGCAGAGCCUGUCCCGCCUGCACCCUCCCAGAGACGAGUCCCCGGCCCCGAGCCCCACACCAGCGCCCCCUGCAGGCUCCGGCCCAGCCGACACCUAGCCCCUGGCGCAGCCCCCCGCCCCCCUCUCUCAGCCCCUCCAGAGGCCCUCCUGAGGGAGGCAGGCAGGGGAGAGGAGAGGGGGGAGAUUGACUGGACUGUUUUUUUUAUUUUUUUUAUAACCUGGAUAACCUGAGCAGUCUGGAUCUGGCUCCUCUUCCUGUGUGGUCAUGUGACACGUGUGAAGUGGAGAUAAGGGGAGGAGCCACAUUUCAAAUAAAGACUAUGGGGAACUUACCUGGAAGCAUUUCUCCCCCUCCCCCCCCCCCCACAAUCUCCCCUCUACUUUUACCCCCCAGUGCACACCAGGAAAUGCAAGGUCUUCCACAUCUGGUCUCUGUUUACUCCUGAAGUCAUGUGGCUCUGUCGCUGUUUAGAGAAGAUGACUCCCUGUUGAGAGGGUGCGACCUUGUGCUCCUGGUAUCAGGCCUCAUGAGGAAGCCAUGUUGUUUUGGUCUCUCCCCCCCCCUCCACAUCUCCACGCUCAGGCUUGAAGCGAUGCACUACAUGCUACGUGUUGAAUGUGGAGAUCCGUUCCUGCCUAUGGUGAAACUGAGAGGUUCUUCCAUAUCACCGUGAGCAGGGAAAAGGAGUGAGUCUGGCUGAGUUGACGUGUUGGAGUGAGUUUAGGACAGGGCUGUGGAGGGAAAGAGAGAGAGGCAUGUGGCUACACCACAGCGGGGUGCGAGGAGAGCAAACACCGACGUUACGCUGUGGGAAAACACCUUGCUGCUGAGCUUCUUCAGGAAUAAGGGAGACUCGGAAGCUUAAACCGACCUUCAUCUUGAAAUGUUACUGAUCAUAGAUGUUUGGUUAGAGCAACACAAACUCACUAUCACUGGUUGUGUUACUACAGUAAGUGCACUCACCUUUUUUACUUGCCGGUGGACCACGCAAAAUAAAUCCUUUUGUAUUAUAAGGCUUUAACUGACACCGAGUUACUGACGAAUAAUGGUCAAAUACAUCACACUAGCUGAAUGUUUUCCAGUGGAUUUAACUAUUUCAAUGAAGAUUUUUAGUAUUUGAUUAAAUGAAACGGUAAUUAUCAAGUGUUGAUUAAAAGUGUUUACUGGUUGUUAGAAUGAGAGGUGACAUUGGUGCAACAUCAUAACAGAUCUCCGUGUUGCAGCUGCUGAACAAUUUCGACUGGUUUCUCCACCCUCGCUAAAAGUGACCUGUACAAAUAGAACUGGAUUAUAUAUAUUUGUAUCAAUUUUGCUGUAAGAAAUGUAUAGAAAUGUAAAUAAUAUGCCCGUAUGAGAUGGCAUUUUCUUAUGGGAAUCAAGGGUUUGAAGACGUUUUGUAGAAUGAUUUACAACUUUCGAUUUUUUCGUAUUCUUUGCUAGAAUCGUGUUCUAAGGUACUGACUACAAGUUUUAACCACUAUUGCUUGUAUCAUCCUAGCGUUUCAUGAAUAAAACGAUCAAAACGUG